AUGACCCUGGCAGCUUCCUCUCAGCGCUCCCAAAUCAUUCGCUCCAAAUUCCGUUCUGUCCUCCAGCUGCGGAUCCACAGACGCUAUCACGACCCGAUCUCAGAUUCGGGGAUCUCCGCUUCCAGCCUGGCCGCUCUGGCCCCUGUCUCUCCAUCGCACCUUGCCCCUUUCCUCUUCAGCCCUGGAGUCCUGCUCCCUGAACCCAAAUACUGCCCGUGGACGUCUCCGAAGAAGGAGUCUCCUAAGACCACGCAAAGCUGGAGGGAGCCCAAGCCCAAGGGAAACCUGACCUACCACCAAUACAAGCCCCCAGAACCAAGAAAAGGGGCCAGGGGAGAUCCCCAGGCUGAGGGGCCAGCACUGGGACCCCAGAAGACAUCCCUGGGGGAAGGGACCAAUUCACAGCCACCACCUCCUAGGAUGAAGCCCACUCCCCCGACUCCCUCCCCACCAGGAGCCCCCAGCCCCUCGCCCCCACCACACAAGUUGGAACUUCAGACCCUGAAACUGGAAGAGCUGACGGUCUCCGAGCUCCGCCAACAGCUGCGCCUGCGGGGCCUCCCCGUGUCGGGGACCAAGUCGAUGCUCCUGGAGCGCAUGCGCGGCGGCGCUCCACCCCGCGAGCGGUCGAAGUCACGGCGCGAGGACAGUCCAGCGGGGGCUCCCUGGCCGCGUCUCCGGCCGAAGGCUCUAGGAGCCGCCCGACGUCAGGGCCCGUUCAAGUCCAGUCCAGCAUCUGGCCGGCCGCCUCUCCCACGAGCCCCGGACACCGUAGUGGUGGCGCCUCCGGCUCCUGCUCCAGCCCUGACUCCCUGCUCAACACCGAAGUCAGCCCCGCUGACUCUGGAGGAGGAACUACAGGAAGCGAUCCGGAGGGCACAGCUGCUUCCAAACCGGAGCAUCGAUGACAUCCUGGAGGAUUCGGUGGAGCCCGAGGACCCACUGCCCCCCAUCCCUCUGGACUUCCCUGGUUCCUUCGACGUGCUGUCCCCCUCUCCGGACUCUGAAGGCCUCUCAUCUGUCUUCUCUUCCUCACUCCCUUCGCCCACGAACUCGCCGGCCCCAGCUCCCAGGGGCCCCAUGGACUCAUUGGACUGGCUGGAGGCCCUGAGCGGGGGUCCCCCGUUGGGCUGUGGGCCCCCAGCCCCCAGCAUCUUUUCUGCAGACUUUUCGGACUCCAGCGGCGCCCGGCUGUGGGAUCUACUGGAGGAUCCAUGGUGA
Molecule: messenger RNA, 1221 nt
Organism: Elephantulus edwardii (Cape elephant shrew)
Lineage: Eukaryota; Metazoa; Chordata; Mammalia; Macroscelidea; Macroscelididae
Gene: MAMSTR
Product: MEF2 activating motif and SAP domain containing transcriptional regulator
Exons: 9
Coding region: 1-1221 (406 amino acids)
Biological process (GO): regulation of transcription by RNA polymerase II
Cellular component (GO): nucleus
Molecular function (GO): transcription coregulator activity
Source: RefSeq, a predicted model, not a curated record